AUGGGUUCUUUCAAAGUUUAUGUUUCGAUGGUGUCGAUGUUUGUGUUGAUCGCUAUGCUCAAUAGUUCUAGCAGUUAUAGAUACAGCAGCCGAUACAGCAGUCGAUCAAGAUACAAUUAUCAACCCUCACUUAGAAAAUGUCUGAGUAAUGACAUUAUUUCUACCUUACAAGGAACAUUAUGUCCAAAAGCGAAUCCCUGUAAAAAUGGUGGAACAGAACAGCCUAGUGGAAGAUGUGUUUGUACAGAUGAAUAUACUGGUCCUACUUGUGAAGAAAAGGUGAAUCCUUGUAAAAAUGGUGGAAUCGAUCUGCCUAGUGUGGGAUGUGUUUGUACAUUUGAUUUUACUGGUUCUACUUGUGAAGAAAGAGUGAAUCCUUGUCAAAAUAAUGGAACACUACUGUCUGAUGGAUCAUGUAAUUGUACAGUGGAUUUUACUGGUACUCUUUGUGAAGAUAUAGUGAAUCCUUGUCAAAAUGGUGGAACAGAACGGCUUAAUGGAACAUGUGAUUGUACACAGUUUUAUGCUGGUGAUUUUUGUGGUCAGUAUAAUUGA
This is a messenger RNA of Lottia gigantea (owl limpet), 555 nucleotides long. RefSeq lists its product as hypothetical. Lineage: Eukaryota; Metazoa; Mollusca; Gastropoda; Lottiidae. The transcript has 5 exons. Bases 1 to 555 code for a protein of 184 amino acids. Gene Ontology annotation, molecular function: Notch binding. The record is from RefSeq and is a predicted model, not a curated record.